AUAUUUCUCAAAUCUCCGAUGCAUCUGUGUGCUCCGCCGUCAUGAAUGAUCAGCAACAACAGCAACAGCAGCAGCAGGCUCAACGGGAAAGAGCCGGCACGGUGUAUUAUGAUGCUCAACAAAAUUUCGGGACCCCGCCAAAAUCGUCUGAUCAUCAGAAGAAUAAUAUGAGUAGUGGUGGAGACUACAAAGACUACAACAAAAUGGGCAUUCGAAAAGCGUCUGGAUCGUCGGAGAGAGGAGGAAUUACUGGUGGUGGUGGAGGUGGAGGACCUACUGAUGAUAUACUUUAUGAGAGGGUUCAUACGGAACGCCGCCAUCACCACCAAACAUCCUCACCGUCCCAAUAUCCGCGUCCCCCGUCACGUGACCGAGAAUCCCAGCCACCACCCACACAGCCACGUCACCACCAUCACCAACCUACAGUAAUCCACCACCCGAUUCGAUCUACCGGAAGCCCGCCGGUGAUGAUGGCGCCGAUGUCAACGUCAUAUGACUAUUCGAUUGGCUCAUCAGCCGGAUUUCGGAAGCAGGAGCUCGACGAGCUUCAUAAGUCGCCUGGAAGUCGGUGGGCGGCUCGCGGAGCACAACAACAGCAGGAAGAUUUCAGACCGGGGCCAAGGGCUAGCUCGGCGGCCAAUAUCGAUGCUCUAUUUGCUCCAAAAUCUGGUUCAAGAACACAAUCGGCUUCAUCAUCAUCGGGACCAUCUUCACGAAUGGCUGGUGGAUAUGAGCCGUCAGGAGGUGAAAAUAUGGCAAAUGUCGUUUUUUCGAGAAAAUCGGCUGCUCCGCGAGGAGCUAGUGACAAGGACUUUGGAGUGGUUGGAGCAUAUUCGAGUGAGCGGCGAGCGGAGCAGCAAGCUGGUGGAGCUGGUGGUGGAUAUGGAAGAAGAGGAGGAAAUAGUAGUGGGGCAAAACCGCAAGUCUGUCAACACUCGAACGACUACGAGCUGGAUCCCCGACUCAAUGUGACUUAUCCGCAAUUCUAUGUGGAUGACUGGAAAGAUCGGCACUCACCGCAUCAUUCCCAUCAUCCCCAGCAUCACCAGGUCGUCGGCAAUAUGACACCAACUGCGUCAUCAUCAGGAGGAUAUCCACGUGUUCCAGUUCCACGUCACUCACCGUCGUUUACGUCAUCGGCGACAGUUUACCCGUUGCCGGGUACUGGUGGACGGCCACGAUUCGGAAGUGAUGCUCAUCGCCAUCUAUACGAAGAAGUUCCAAUGGGCGGUGGUGGAGGGCCGUCUGUGACAAACGGAGGCUACCGUAGUCCUGGAGGACCACCAUAUGGCUCGGCGAGCACAAAUAUGAGGGAAACGGCGAUUCUUGACGAUUAUGACAAUGUGCCAAGCGAGUUUUUGGCGGAGAAUGUGCAUAGAAAGCACACGACAAAAGAUGAUGUUAAAGAGGACGGCGAGUCGGGAAUCUAUCAACCAGGACGAUAUCAGCCAUCUGAAGACGCUGACUCGUCGAGUGACGAGGAUGAUCCCGAGUACUUGGAGCUGAUGGAACGUGAUUCGAUUAUUAAUCGAUACGAGAAGGGUCCCGACGCGGCUGAUGUUGAUGCUUGGGAGAAUCCGAAUUUCGAGUUGUACACGAAUUUGGAUCGUUUUGGUUUUGUACAUAAAAAAGGCGAAAAAGCGACUGCAGACGAACGAACGGAUCUCCAAAAACGACGAAUCAUCAAAGAGCUGAGUCGCGAGAAGAAAUGGCUGAAAAUGAUUGAGGUGUGGAAGUCGGGUGGACCGUCGAAAAAGAUGGAAGAUCGGAUAUGGAAGGGCAUCCCCGAGAAGCUACGGAUCGUCAUUUGGCCUCGACUUCUCGGUGCGGAACGGCUGAAGCACGAGCGGCGGGAUGUGUAUGCGGAGCUGCUGCUCAGAGCAAGAUUAGUUUCGAAGGAUAUCAAGCAAAUCGAUUUGGAUAUUAAUCGGACGUAUCGCGAUCAUUUGGCGUUUCGAAAACGUUAUGAUGUUAAACAAAAAUCGCUGCUCAACGUGCUCGCCGCCUACUCGAUGUUCAACACAGAAGUCGGCUAUUGUCAGGGAAUGUCGCAGAUCGCCGCGCUCUUCCUAAUGUACUUGGACGAGGAGGACGCGUUCUGGAGUCUCCAUCAACUGAUGGUCAGUCCGAAGCACACGAUGCACGGAUUCUUUGUUCCCGGUUUCCCGAAGCUUCAACGCUACGAAGAGCACUUCAAGCGGGUGCUGAAAAAGUAUAAGCCACGUGUCUACAAGCAUUUGGAGAAGCAGGACAUUCCGUACAUUUACCUCACCAAAUGGUGGUUCGGAUGCUUUUUGGAUCGAGUUCCGUUCUCGUUGGCAUUGAGACUUUGGGAUGUGUUCCUCGUGGAAGGGGAUUGUAUUUUGAUAGCGAUGGCCUAUAAUAUCAUGAAAAUGCAUGAAAAAAACGUCCGAAAGCACAAUAUGGAGUCAUUUAUGGAAUUUAUCCAAAACGACAUUGCCAUCGAUUUUGGUUAUUCUGACGACGAGGUUAUGCAUUCGCUCAGGGAAACGCUGAGCAAGUUGAAGAGCGACCGCCAACACGUUCCACCACCGCCGCGGCCCGAAGACCUGUCCGAAGUGCCGACGAAAGCGCUCGGCCCGAUUCUACAAAAACCGAUGGCCUCGAUUCGCGAUGAGAUUCACGAGAUUCAGUCGAGACGUAGUCGUGCGAAUUCCACCGGUCGUUCACCAUAUCCGAAACGAAAAGAGUCGGCUCGCGGAGCCGGAGCCCCGAAAGGACCGCCACCUGUACAACAUAAAUGGAAUGGUAACGCGUCACAGGAUUCGAUAUUGGGCAAUGGUGGAGGGGGUGGAGCCGGGGGACGGGAAGUUCCAUUUGAGAUCCCAACUCGCCGAGCACCUAACGGUUCCCCGGCAGCAGCAGCACCUACAGACGCCUACAACAACUCCAAAAACGGAGCCCUUCCGCCGUCCGGUUCGAGUAAGCGAGACUUUGUUCAGUCUUCCAACACUCCCACCACAACCACCCACUCAUCAAGUUCCCAUCGGUAUCAGCAUUCGAAUUCAUCUCGUGGAGGCACCCCGCUGGCACAACGACUCCGAGACGAACGCAGCGGACAAGUGGUCCUACUCAGCCGAGCCAGUGACUCGGAGCCCGACGUUGGCUCACCGAUGACUAAUACAAGAGACUCCGACUGGAAUGGCUCUGCCGCCCACAUCUCGACGGCUACUUCGAGAAUCACGCAUUCUGGAAAUCACAUCACCAGAAUCGAUUUGGACGGUGACGUGUCGGUUAUCUGAAAUUAUUUCCCUAAAAUUCCCCAAUUUUUUUUUGUGCUAAAAAUCUAAACAAUUAUCAUCAUUAUUAUUGUUUUUUUCUUCUGUAAAUGACUUUUACGAGUAUAGUUUCUUCUUCUGCGUCUUCUUAUUUUAAUGCAUAAUUGUCUGUGUCUCUCUUUCUCGCUUUUUCUCCACCAUUUUGUGAUAGAAUUUUUGUCAACCACCAAAUUAUUCUUUAAAUUAUUGAUUUUUUUAUUCAAUUUAAUUCCCGCUCGAAUUCACUGUUGGCUCGACGGAAAUAUUUUUAGGAACCUAUUCCGCUUUUUUUUUCUUAUCACAUGAUAAAUUAUUUAUUUCUU
Molecule: messenger RNA, 3601 nt
Organism: Caenorhabditis elegans
Lineage: Eukaryota; Metazoa; Nematoda; Chromadorea; Rhabditida; Rhabditidae
Gene: tbc-17
Product: Rab-GAP TBC domain-containing protein
Exons: 16
Coding region: 42-3263 (1073 amino acids)
Source: RefSeq, marked reviewed